This is a messenger RNA of Exophiala xenobiotica, 1687 nucleotides long. RefSeq lists its product as uncharacterized. The record is from RefSeq and is a predicted model, not a curated record. Gene Ontology annotation, molecular function: protein binding. NCBI's taxonomy places the organism in Eukaryota, Fungi, Ascomycota, Eurotiomycetes, Chaetothyriales, Herpotrichiellaceae. Bases 91 to 1686 code for a protein of 531 amino acids. Gene Ontology annotation, cellular component: nucleus. The transcript is spliced from 3 exons.
AGCCUCGAAUGCGCGUCACUCCUGUCAACUGUACUCUCUGUCGAGAAAAACGAGAAUCGUUUUGUCCAGAGAUAAAUCAGCUUACAAACCAUGUCUUUCAACGACAGAGAUAUCGUCAUCGAGGACCUCAAUGUUCGUGUCGUGUACUCAGCAGGAGAGGGUGAUCGUUCCGUCCUUGCUGCAAGGGAUAUCACAGCUAAAUCCCAGCUGAUGCUCGUUGACCACCCACUCUUGAUCGCGCUGGACACUCCCCAUCUUGCAGUCAACUGUUAUUCUUGCUUCAGGACUCCAAGAGAAUUGCCCAGGGAUGUUCAAGGUCAAGCUCCAAGCUUGCAAAGGUGCAGUGGAUGCAAAGUUGUCAGAUUCUGCGAUAAGAUAUGCCAGAAGCAAGCUUGGUUGUAUCAUCGUUUGGAAUGCAAGCUCUACGCCAGACUGUACCCGCGAAUUCUUCCCAGCAACGUCCGAGCCAUGGUCCGUCUGCUGAAACAGCAGAAAGCCGGCCAGAUUCCUCCUGAAGAAUGGAUGCAUCUCCUUUCACUCGAAAGUCAUAUGGAAGAAAUAGGCCGUGCGGGAGGUGAGCGCUGGGAGGAUCUUUCGUUGAUGACUCAGGGCAUCAAAGCCUACUCUAAAUCUGAUCAAAGCCCAGAGCUGAUAUUACGGCUGCUGUGUAUUCUUACCAUCAACUCCUUCACGCUGACAAACUUUAUAUCCGAGCCUAUGGGCCUGGCCUUGCACCCCAAAACAUCUCAGUUCAACCAUUCUUGUCGUCCGAAUGCUUUCGUACGCUUCGACGUCUUCAAAAGCGUGUCUGCGCCCGAAAAGUCUGGACAACACCAUAUAUCGGUUCACGCAUUGCGAGACAUUCACGAAAACGAGGAAAUUACGCUGGGGUACGUCGACGGCACCUAUCCCUUCGAAAAGAGGCAGCAGGAGCUGAAAGAAAGGUAUUUCUUCACGUGUUCGUGCGAGUUGUGCACGAAAGAGCGAGAGGCUGCAGCAAAUCCUUCUCAUACAACGUCUAUAGUCAACUCGAAGGCCAAAGAGGCGGAGCAAUACGCCGAACAGGUGCACUCGGAUGUUCAAUCGGAGCCAGGUCUUGAGUAUACCCAGGUUGACAAAAUCAAGCAAGCUAUGGCAGGUUUGGCUGGGACCGCAUCCUGGCGCCUCCAUCAUUAUCCGUGGCCACAGCUGCGUACUCAGCUUCUUGCCGGUCUCAUCGGCUUAGGCAAAUACUCUGAAGCUCUCUUACAGUCAGCAAUUAUGGCGCGAGUGACCCACCCUGCAAUGUUUGAGCAGGCAUAUCAUCCACUGCGCCUGGUACAGAUGUUUGCUUUAUGGAAUCUGUGCAAUUCCUGUAUGGACGACGAAGAGGAACGCGAAGAGACAGGCAGACCCUGGGAUGCCAGAAGAUUCCGUAUGCUCGAUCUACUGAGCUGUGUUGUCCUCGAUGACAUUCACAAAGCUCUGGUCGAUGGUGUCAGAAUCAACGGCUACCUUGAGCACAUGAUCGAGCAAGCAUUGCGGAGGCCUCCCAGAGAAGCAAGGACCUGGGACAACUUUCAGGACAAACCAGCACAGGCUCGCGAAGUUGCGUGGGCCUGGUUGGACGAACUCAUCAGAGCCCAACUCAGGAAAGAGGGCGUGUCUCAAACCAUCGUCGAUUCCGCCAUGACAAACCAAGGCUGAA